CAAUGUAGCAGAGCGCACAAAAUCAAAAUAAUGCUCGCUCCGACACGUAGUAUCGAGCAGACAGUGCGAGCGAUAACUACAACGUAAAUCAAUUUACUUUUAACUUUUCUCGAUUUUAUUGCUUUGGUCGAAAACCAGUGUGUUUUACCAUGGCUAAAAUCAGCGUUGAUCUUCCCGACAUCGAGAAUCUCCUCUUGCUUAAUCCUCGAGUUCAUAAUUACUCAUCUUUAGUGCCAUCGAGUGUUACGAAAAAGAAUAAGCAACACUGGAAAAGAAAUGCCGACACGAAAUGCGGAAGUUGUCCAAGUCUGCAAAAUGAUUUUUCUGAUAUUAAACCAUCGACGUUGAGCGAAAGAGGUGCUUUGAGAGAAGCAGCCAGGUGUUUGAAAUGCGCGGAUGCUCCGUGCCAAAAGUCUUGUCCAACGCAAUUGGAUGUCAAAUCAUUUAUUACGAGCAUCGCUAAUAAGAAUUACUAUGGUGCAGCUAAAUCCAUCUUCUCGGACAAUCCUUUGGGUAUAACAUGUGGCAUGGUUUGUCCGACCAGCGAUCUUUGCGUUGGCGGAUGCAAUUUGCAAGCUUCAGAGGAGGGUCCAAUUAACAUUGGAGGUCUUCAGCAAUUUGCUACCGAGAUAUUUAGUAAAAUGGGAGUAAAGCAAACCAGAGAUCCCAAAACGCCAACACCGAAAGGCGCCGAUAGGAAAAUCGUUUUGUUGGGUGCCGGUCCUUCAUCGUUGUCUUGCGCAACCUUCUUGGGAAGAUUAGGAUACACGGACAUUACGAUCUACGAAAAGCAAGAAUAUUUGGGCGGUCUCAGUUCCGCUGAAAUCCCGCAGUACCGUUUACCAAUGUCCGUGGUUAAUUUCGAGAUCAGCCUCGUAACCGACUUAGGUGUGAAAAUUGAAACGAAGAGGAGUCUUUCAACUAAAGACUUGACCAUCAAGAGCAUACUGAGUUCGGGAGCUGAGGCAGUCUUCUUAGGAAUUGGAUUACCGCAACCUAAACCCAAUCCGUUGUUUGCUCAUUUAACUUCUGAAAUGGGAUUCUACACUUCCAAGGAUUUUCUUCCAUUAGUUGCUAAGGCCAGCAAACCGGGAAUGUGCGCUUGCAAAGCAUUGGCUUCAUCUUUACCAAAGUUACAUGGAACUGUGAUUGUUCUCGGAGCUGGAGACACUGCUUUCGAUUGUGCUACAUCUGCAUUGCGCUGUGGGGCUCGAAAAGUCUUCGUAGUAUUCAGAAGGGGCUUCAGUAACAUCAGAGCUGUACCAGAAGAAGUAUCGGCUGCCGUUGAGGAAAAAUGCGAACUUAUGGGAUUCCUAUCACCCCACAAUGUUCAAACUAAGGAUGGAAAAAUUACAUCGGUUACUUUUAAGAGAAUGUUUGAAAAUGAUAAUGGAAAAUGGGAAGCCGAUGAGGAACAACUUACGACGUUGAAAGCAAAUUUCUUGAUCUCUGCUUUCGGUUCAGGACUUACAGAUUCUGAGAUGAUUGAGGCAUUGAGCCCUAUCAAACUGAACGACUCUAAUUUACCAAUUGUGGAUGCAUUAACCAUGGAAACGUCCAUUCAGGGCAUUUUCUGUGGAGGCGAUUUAGCUGGAGUUGCAGAAACCACCGUUGAAGCUGUGAACGAUGGAAAGAACGCAGCUUGGCGCAUGCAUUGUUAUUUACAAGGAAUGCCGUUGAAUAGUGAUCCUAAACUUCCACUUUUCCACACUGAUAUAGACGAGGUAGAUUUAUCAGUGGAAAUGUGUGGUAUUAAGUUCGAAAAUCCUUUCGGUUUGGCGUCCGCUCCUCCAGCUACAAGCACAGCUAUGAUUCGAAGGUCCUUUGAGCAGGGCUGGGGUUUUGCAGUUACCAAAACAUUUGCUUUGGAUAAAGAUACUGUUACAAAUGUGUCUCCGAGGAUUAUAAGAGGAGUAACUUCUGGUCACAAUUUUGGACCGCAGCAGGGAUGCUUCUUGAACAUUGAAUUGAUUUCUGAAAAGUGCGCCGCUUAUUGGUGCCAGAGCGUGAAAGAGCUUAAGGAGGAUUUCCCAUCGAAAGUGAUCAUUGCGAGUAUAAUGUGUUCGUACAAUGAAGCCGACUGGAAGGAAUUGGCAAAAAUGGCUGAAAAUUCCGGAGCUGAUGCUUUGGAAUUAAAUUUGUCGUGCCCUCACGGUAUGGGCGAGUCUGGAAUGGGGUUGGCCUGUGGUCAAAAACCGGAAUUGGUGAAAGGUAUUUCACAAUGGGUUAAACAGGCUGUCAAGAUUCCGGUCUUCAUUAAAUUAACGCCAAAUAUAACUGAUAUAGUAACCAUUGCCACAGCAGCUUACGAAGGUGGUGCUGAUGGAGUUUCAGCUAUCAACACUGUUUCCGGUCUAAUGAAUUUAAAAGCAGAUGCCAGUCCAUGGCCGGCCGUAGGAUUAGAUAAGAGGACAACGUACGGAGGCGUCAGUGGAAAUGCAACAAGACCUAUGGCUUUAAGGGCUAUUACAGCUAUCGGAAAAGCUCUACCAGGAUUCCCUAUUUUGGGAAUUGGUGGUGUGGAUUCCGCCGAUGUUGCUCUGCAAUUCUUGCAAGCCGGAUCGUCCGUUCUUCAAGUUUGCAGCGCUAUUCAGAACCAGGACUUCACACUUGUAGAGGACUAUUGCACAGGAUUGAAAGCUUUAUUGUAUUUGGAGAACCGCCUUCAUGGUUGGGAUGGACAAAGUCCACCAGUAUUUAAACACCAAUUGGGAAUACCAAUAAGAAGUCUGUGCGAUUCUAAUGGUAACAAAUUACCGCAUUUCGGGCAUUACAAAGAAGAAAGGGAAAAGCAAAUGACUAAAUUGCACGUGAAUGCGAAUGGAGAGAUUGUGUCCGUAAACGAAAGCGGCAUUGCAGACCAGAAGAUUGAUGGAAACGUUCAAGUCCCGAAAUUGCGAGACGUUAUUGGAAGGGCGUUGAAACAUGUAGGACCUUACAAGGCGUUAGACAACAAGAAACAAGUUGUUGCUUUGAUAGACGAUGACAUGUGCAUCAAUUGCGGUAAAUGCUACAUGGCUUGUAACGAUUCUGGUUAUCAAGCAAUUAAGUUCGAUGCGAAAACGCACAUUCCUAAAGUGACAGACGAUUGUACUGGUUGCACGAUGUGUUUGUCCGUCUGUCCAAUCAUCGAUUGUAUCAACAUGGUGCCAAAGGCAAUUCCGCAUGUCAUCAAGAGAGGAGUCCCUGGAGAGAAGGUCAAGCUUGUCCAUGCUUUAGAUAAUUAUUCCCCAGUUAAUUAACUCUUUAUCUCGGAUGAAAUAUCAAUUUUGUAUACUUAGUAUAAAUAUAAAAAUGAUAAUAAACUUAACACGUGGAAAGAAGGGCUUUUAUUUGGUAAUAAACAG
Molecule: messenger RNA, 3347 nt
Organism: Nicrophorus vespilloides
Lineage: Eukaryota; Metazoa; Arthropoda; Insecta; Coleoptera; Silphidae
Gene: su(r)
Product: dihydropyrimidine dehydrogenase [NADP(+)]
Exons: 11
Coding region: 150-3242 (1030 amino acids)
Biological process (GO): uracil catabolic process; thymine catabolic process
Cellular component (GO): cytosol; cytoplasm
Molecular function (GO): iron-sulfur cluster binding; uracil binding; dihydropyrimidine dehydrogenase (NADP+) activity
Source: RefSeq, a predicted model, not a curated record